AAUCAUUCCUACUUCACACUUCCAUCGAGGAUCAUCUCACAAUAAUAUCACAAUAAUAUCUAGAAAUGAAAUCGUUCUUGGUCUUGUCAGCUCUCGUGGCGAUCGCUUGCGGUGCGCCCCAAUUCAAUUACCCCCAACAACAGUAUCAGCCACAGAUCAUCCCUAUUCUGAGACAGUCCCAAGAACUCAACCCAGAUGGCUCCUACCAAUGGAGUUAUGAAACUGGAAAUGGAAUCGCGGCUCAAGAACAAGGCUACCUGAAGAACCCUGGUAUCAAAGAUGCCGAAGCGCAGGUCGCUCAGGGUUCCUUCUCCUACACCUCACCCGAGGGUGUCCCCAUCUCUUUGAACUACAUCGCUGAUGAGAACGGUUUCCGUGCUGAAGGAGCUCACUUACCAACACCACCCCCAAUCCCAGAGGCCAUCGCCCGCGCUCUCCAGUACAUUCAGUCUCAACCCCAACAACCUCAACAAAUUUUCCAAGCACAGCCAUUCAGAGGUUAAUCGCUUGAUUACACGGCCAUAACGAAACGAUUACUAGUUUAAACAUAACUGUGAUGUAUUUUAUAAUAUAAGUGUACAAGAUUUAAAAAAUAAAGAUUCUAUUUAAA
This is a messenger RNA of Pieris brassicae (large cabbage white), 610 nucleotides long. It is a transcript of the gene CPR32, whose product is annotated as endocuticle structural glycoprotein SgAbd-2-like. Bases 66 to 503 code for a protein of 145 amino acids. The transcript is spliced from 4 exons. Gene Ontology annotation, molecular function: structural constituent of chitin-based larval cuticle. Gene Ontology annotation, cellular component: chitin-based extracellular matrix. The record is from RefSeq and is a predicted model, not a curated record. Lineage: Eukaryota; Metazoa; Arthropoda; Insecta; Lepidoptera; Pieridae.